This is a messenger RNA of Owenia fusiformis, 3351 nucleotides long. Lineage: Eukaryota; Metazoa; Annelida; Polychaeta; Sabellida; Oweniidae. The record is from the annotation of a GenBank genome assembly.
GUUUAUGUUUAGCAGCCGAUUCCGCUAGAUUUUGACCAGAGGUCUUCACGUCGGCCGGAUCAAUAUGGCUGCCAAUGGGAAAAGGAAGUUCGCUUCGCGGAGCGCUUAAAUGUAGGUUGCCGCGAGAUGGCGCAACUAAAUAAGUUUCCCCUAUGUUUAACACGUUUCAUUCGUUUAAGAACAUUUCUCAUCGAUGGAAUACAGUUAUGGAAGUAUAUUCAACAAUCUAGAAUUGCAAUUUCUGAUUAGAAAUGCUUGAAUAGCUUAUUCUACCUGGUUGACCCGGAACGUUAUGACGUCACUUCUCGGAGAAAAUUGAGUGGCAGCCAUCUUGGGAGCACUGACAGAAAACCGGUAGUCUCUUGUUUAUAAGAAUAUACUGCUUUCCUAUGCAAUAAUCAACCAUUCAUUUUGUUCAGCUGGUAGGGGAAACUUAACUUUAUAAUCUGGACUAUAAAUCAUAGAUAGAGCUAUGGCAGAGACAGAAAUAAAAGAGGCGAGGGAAAUGGCGAAGGAUCUGGAUCAAUGGAUUGAACAACUGAACGAGUGCAAACAGCUCUCAGAAAAUCAAGUCAAAACACUAUGUGAAAAGGCCAAAGAGAUCCUCAGUAAAGAAUCCAAUGUCCAGGAUGUCAAAUGUCCCGUUACUGUUUGUGGUGAUGUUCACGGUCAAUUUCAUGACCUCAUGGAGCUCUUCAGAAUUGGAGGACGUUCUCCCGACACAAAUUAUCUAUUCAUGGGUGACUAUGUAGACAGAGGGUACUAUUCGGUAGAAACUGUUUCACUUUUAGUAGCAUUAAAGGCUCGAUUUCCAGAAAGAAUAACUAUAUUAAGAGGAAAUCAUGAAAGUAGGCAAAUUACACAAGUUUAUGGUUUUUAUGAUGAAUGCUUGCGAAAAUAUGGGAAUGCCAAUGUAUGGAAGUAUUUCACAGAUCUGUUCGACUUUUUACCACUGACUGCUUUAGUAGAUGGCCAGAUUUUCUGUUUACAUGGUGGCUUAUCUCCAUCCAUCGAUACAUUAGACCAUAUAAGAGCCCUAGACCGUAUUCAAGAGGUGCCACAUGAGGGUCCAAUGUGCGACCUACUGUGGUCUGAUCCAGACGAUAGAGGAGGCUGGGGUAUCUCACCGCGUGGAGCUGGCUACACUUUCGGUCAAGACAUCUCAGAGACUUUCAAUCACACCAAUGGUCUCACACUAGUGUCAAGAGCCCAUCAGCUUGUCAUGGAAGGCUACAAUUGGUGCCACGACCGGAAUGUUGUGACAAUUUUCAGCGCUCCCAACUACUGCUACCGCUGUGGCAAUCAGGCAGCAAUAAUGGAACUUGAUGAUUCGCUGAAAUACUCAUUCCUGCAGUUUGAUCCAGCCCCCAGGAGAGAUAAACGUCGUCUCAGAGAACUGCUGACUGUGCUGAAUCAUCAAACAUGGCUUUUCGUUCUCCUCAACUACAACAAAGGUGAAACCAAAGAAUAUGAUCUCCUUGUUAGCAGACUUAACAGCCCAGAAUUACAGUCUGGCUUAUUACUCAAUGUAUUGCGUGGAUUGAGAGCCUGUGUGGCGAUGCUUGGAAAGGAGUUCGAACAAUUGAUAGGUGUCACUCUGGCUCUUGAUUGGCUGUCAAGGGAGCAGGCUGUUGUGAAGGAAUAUGAGGCUUUUUUGCUGAAUCUCGUAUCUGCCCACACUGUGUACGUCCAUGCCGUGGCCAGAAUGAUCAUCAAGAAGUUUCUACCUGUUGUUGGUACUGAUGAGGCCCUUGACCAAAAGACACAAGAGGCACACGAGCGCAUGUUCUGCACACUCCACAAUUGUCUAGAAGCUAUCACACGAUUAGUCCCAAUGACUUCUACAAUUUUGAUGGCGAUACUGUCAAAGGAGUUCCCGUUCAGGUCCAAGUCCACAUAUAUCCACGAAUGCUACGUGAAAAACUUAUUGUUGUUGUUGCGGUAUAUUCCCCACUUGCGACCCGCCAUAUUGGAACUGAUUGUAGAUCGCAUGAUGCAUUUGGAUGUGCGCAGCCCCAGAGAUGUGAUUGAAGAAAGUGAGGAAUCAGAAGAAGAUGACAUUGAAGAAGAACAGGGACCCGAUAGAGAGCAGGAAUCUGGUGUUUUUAGUAUGGAAGUAGAAGAGGCAUCUACCCAGCCUGCUUUUCAAACUGGCCCACAGGAGGAAGUUCCCAUGGUCCACCCUGAGGCACAGAGACUAGACUCACUCAUGGACAUCAUGUUUAAAUAUAUAGACUCCCAAUGCCAUGAUAAAAAUGAACUCGACUACGAAAAGUGUAAAGUUUUAUACCGAGAAUUCCUGAAUGUAUUUGACAAGAUCAUACUUGCAACCCAUGCUUCGUCACAUGUCCAGUUUAUCAUGUUUUACAUAUGCAGGCUUAAACAGCCUUUAUGUGAUGGCUUCAUAGAUUACCUGUGGAAGAAAGUACAAGACCCCAACAUGCAGGUUGUAUUCAGACAGUCCGCAGUUGCCCACAUUGCGAGCCUCGUCUCUAGGGGACUUUUCAUCAAUAUAAGUUCAGUAGUGAUGAUCCUUAAUGUGAUGGUUCCUUGGAUUCAUCGUUAUAUUAGUGAGACGUGCCACAACUCUAGUCAGGCAGAUAUGCUACACCAUGCCCCUUUCUACAGUGUCUGCCAGGGAGCGUUCUACAUAAUUGUAUUCAGGCACAAAGAGAUCUUUGACCAGCCUAAAGGGUUUGAAUUCUUGCAAGGUCUCAAGCUUCAGAGCAUAGUAACUUGCCGUCUGAAUCCACUCAAGUUUUGCCUCGACAUCGUCGCAAGAACCUUCGCAUCUAUAACAAGACAACAUCAACUUGCAUACUGUGACACGGUGAUGGAGCGUAAUAAGAGGUCAAAGCUGCCUGUAUUCUCUGAGAAUAGAGACACACAGGGCACCGCGAAAUCAAACCCACUGGAUUCCUUCUUUCCAUAUGAUCCUUAUCAUCUGAAAAAGUCUGCCAAAUACAUCAUUCCACUGUAUCGAGAGUAUGAUGGCAAUGCUGCGGAGUCCUUGUCGGACAGCGAGGAGGAAGAAGAUUACUCCAGUGUUCAAUCACCUAAAUCACUUGAAAUAGGCAGUAUCCCCUCAGACCUGCUACAGUAUGGUACAUCCCCUGGCUUUCAACACUUCUGAGUCAAUCUUGUGUUGUAGGUGUAUACAUAGAGGAUAAAGAUCUCUUUCAUGGAACUUGUGAAUGAAUAUUUUGCUGAAAAGUCAAGAUAUUAUUUCAGGCUGGCUGAAAGGACAUUUUCAGUGAUAGCUCGAACAGUAUUUUAAGUAAAAACUGAAAGAAUGUUUUCAGUGACAGCUGAACGAACAUUUCAGUACAUAGCUGAAAGAACAUUUCAGUA